This is a messenger RNA of Melospiza melodia melodia, 1906 nucleotides long. RefSeq names its product T cell activation inhibitor, mitochondrial (gene TCAIM). The record is from RefSeq and is a predicted model, not a curated record. Lineage: Eukaryota; Metazoa; Chordata; Aves; Passeriformes; Passerellidae. The transcript has 11 exons. Bases 128 to 1597 code for a protein of 489 amino acids. Gene Ontology annotation, cellular component: mitochondrion.
AUCCCCCGGGCCCGCCCCCUCCGGGGCCGUCGGCGGGGGCGAUGGGGCCGAGCCCCGGCGGUCGCCGUCCGGCCUCGGCGUGAGUUAGUGGAUGGCUGAAAUUUGGCUCAACCAAUAAGUUGCUGAAAUGUUUUGCUGCUUAAGAACCGUGAGAAGGUUGUGGCUGGACAAGAUACUGCUGCAGUGCAUUCGUCAGUCAAGAACUUUGUCAGGCGCCGAUGCCAUCAAUGCUCUCAGACCUUUCUAUUUUGCUGUACAUCCAGAUUUCUUUGGCCAGCAUCCCAAAGAGAGGGAAGUAAAUGAAAACUCUCUGAAGAGGCUAAAUGGCUACUUGGAGAACCUACAGAAACCAGGAUUUCGUUCCUUUAAGCCAACUCAGCUUACUUUUUAUGUAAGAGAAAGAGAACCAAACUCUUCUAAUGUUCAGGAAUCCUUCAGUGCUUCAGGGUUUCGAGCGGUCAGUUUUACAUUACAUACUAGGGAUCUCCUGAGCACAGUACUAGAUAUUCUCAACUCCUGCAGUCUAUCUACAGACCAUGUGCAGAGUUUGAAUGGGAACUCUCAGCCCCACAAGGAAGCAAAAAGCACAGUGAACAGACCUAUCAAAUGGGAUAAGACUUAUUAUUCAUUUACUGGAUUCAAGGAUCCUGAGGAGGAACUAGAGCAAGCCCAGAGAGUGGAAACAACUUUACUGUCCUGGCUAGAUGAUAAUGCAGCAAGUGCAGUAAAAAAGCUGAAAAAGAGUUUGCCGCUUAGAAAAGAAUUAGAACGUUUAAAAAUUGAACUUUCUCAUGAACUCCAGCUCUCAGAUAUCAGGUGGCAGAGAAGCUGGGGCAUUGCUCACCGCUGUAGCCAGCUACAUAGUCUGGGUCGCUUGGUCCAACAGCGACCUGAAAUAUUGGAGAAUGUUAAAGGACGCACGGUGGUAUUUACAGACCGCUCGGGUAUGAGUGCAGCAGGUCACAUAAUGCUGGGGACCAUGGAUGUUCACCAUCACUGGACCAAAAUUUUUGAGAGACUGCCAAAUUAUUAUAAGCUUCAAAAAAGGCUGCUGCUUUUGGAAGAUCGGAUAAGCCAACUUUUGGGAGGCAUCCAAGUAAUAUACAUUGAAGAACUGCAGCCUCUGUUGACUCUAGAAGAGUACUUUGAGACCCUGAACUCUUUCUAUAAUAAACUACGUGACAGCAGAUUACCUUUUCAUCCUCGCAGUCUGCGAGGCUUGCAAAUGAUUCUGGAAAGUGACAGAUAUGCACCAAGCCUACAUGAACUUGGACACUUCAUGAUCCCAACCAUCUGUGAUCCAGCAGCUCUUCAAUGGUUUAUUUUUGCCAAAGCACAGGAAGCAAGAGAGAAUUUGAAAAGAAAGGAGGAGAUGAUGCUUAGAGAGAAGGAGCUAAUCAACGCUUCCACAGAAAGAUUUUCUUUGGACCGGCUGUAUAAGGAGCCCAGUGUUUCCAGUGCACAGAUGGUAGAUUGUUGUAAGAGGCUGCUGGAGGAAUCCUUACCCUACCUACAAGGCAUGCACCUUUGCAUUUCGCAUUUCUACUCUGUGCUGCAGGAUGGAGACCUGUGUAUACCUUGGAACUGGAAAAACUGAGGGAUGUAUCUGAUAAUCAGAUGAAUUGUUUUAUUUUCUGUAAGAGGUUAUAAAUAUGAAUGUUUUUAAGAGUAAAUUAUUUAAAUCUGUAUUUUGAUAUCAGUAUUCAGCUCACAAAUUUUCUUCCAACUGCUGCUGAGGAAGGAUUGCAGUUCUAGACAAUUUGCACAAUGCACAGUAUUGGUAGUCCUGGGGAAGACAUCUGUACAUUAUUCAUACUACUGUAGAAGUCCCAGUGUAUGGUUACAGUUGUGAAACCCGUUUUUGUAGUGAAUUCUGAAAAUACAUUAAAUUUCAAGUCUGCAAAAA